UGAUAUUACUGCUUGACAAAAUUGAUUGCUAAAGUUUUUAUGAAUUUUUUUUAAUUGUUUUAAAACUAAAAUUGUUAAAUUGAUCUUAGAUUGUUAUGCAUUUUGAUCUGUCAUGUAAUGUGUGCAGAGAAAGUGAUGAAUGUCUGUCUUGACCACCGCAGCAACCAUAGUUAACAUGUCUGUGAACACUGUCUCCUCUCUUAGAACUGUGCAGGUUUUUACAAUUACUGAAGUGGAACUGAAGGAAAUGUUCUUAUCAUCAUUGGACGCACACUCAUCCCAGUUGAUGAAGCUGUCCAGAUCACGUGAAGCACUUGGAAAAGACCUCAGGGCUCUUCUGGACAUCUUUGAUGACCAGGAAAUACAACUGAUGUGGCCUCAGCUCUCCGAGGUCUGCCUUUCUAUUUGAGGGAGGAGCUAGACAACUUUCUGAAGACGUGUCUGGAUACAGACUCGGAGGAAAUGUGUGUCAAAGGGGUCGAGCUCAUCCUCAUCUAUGACUCGAGAACUGCCUUCAUCCUUCUGUCUGGACUUAUCUACGCUCUCAGUCUGGACUACCCCAUAGGGUCGCACACUUGAGGCCUGUCAUGAACUUUGGUACAGAGUGCUCUGGCCUUGUUCAGGCCUGCCAUGAAAACACACCCAUACAUUCAUGUCAGUUUGUUUCAUUAGUCAUGUGUUUGUGUAGUUUUAACCAUCCUAUCUGUAUUCAGUGUUUCUUCAAUGCUGAUUUGUUUCUCAAAAGACAAAUGGUAGGUAUGAGGUAAUGAUCCUGUGCUUAAAAGGAUAGUUCACCGAAACAGAAAAUUACGCUGCUUCUAGUCGAGUGUGAAUGUUGGGGCUUCUGGACACUUGGAUGACACCACAGGAGCAGUAUGGGGGCAUGUUAUGUUUAAAAAAAAUGUAUCCCCAGUUACUUAAGUUGUAUUGGAUUCUGCUGUAAUGCUGUUUCGCCCUGAAACUCCAAAAGUGUUUUGUGGACUCUGGACACUUUAUCCACCCCUCCAUCAGCAUAGUGGUAAGUAGAUAAUGAGUGAAUUUAAAUUUUUCUGUGAACUAUCACUUUAAGGUGUAAUGUGUUAUUCUGUUACAGCCACAUUGUGACUUGCUUUUCCAUAUGCUUUGUUUUGAAAAGAAUUGUGCAAUGGAACCAUAAGGUUAACAUAAGGAUGAAUAUUGACACUCAAAAUGUCUGCUGCUACUAUUUCAAUGUUGCCUAUGUUGGCAGUUAAGUUAUUGGUUUUAUAAUGGUUUGCACCAAAUGUUUACCUAUUGUUCAUAAUAAAUAGAUCAUGUUUGAAGAAUUUUGCAGUCUUUAGUACCCUCAACUGAUGGGCAGUAAAGUUGAAUUAACGCAACAUUUUAAGUUUAAACUAUAGUUAUCUUAACCAAAACUGCAGUGCCAUUGACUUAUGUUUUCAAUUUAUAAGAAUACACAUAUUCCAGUUUAUCGUAUGUAAUAUUUAAAGUACUUUAAGUUGACACAGCACGUAAGCCCUUAAGUUGAGUAAACUCAACAAAGCCUUGCAGCUGGUUGCUUUACUUUUUUAAGUUUGCUCGGUUUAUCUUUUUUUUACAGUGCAGUUAUGUUUUGGGCACUAAACAGGUGAAACUUCAAGGUCCAAAAAUUCUAUAUUUUCUAUAUUCUUUUGUUUGCUGCUUCAAAAUAAGCAUUCAUUAUGUCUCCCUGAGUUUGAUCAUCCAUUUCCAGACUUUGAAGGACUUUUAUUUUAGCAGGGUUACAGGUCUGUAAUGUUUUUAAUGUUAUUUAAAUAUAAUUUUAAUUUAACUUGAAUGUAAUAUGAAUGUCAAAUAAAUGUAUUUUAAAUUUGCCUAAAUGUAACAAUGUAUUUUCAAUGUAAUAUUAAUGUAAAUGAAACCGACUGACAGGACUGUUUUGUUAGAAACUUUGCAUUUGACUUAUUUUUCAAUUGGUCGAAUUUAUAUUUCAUAAUGUUUGGUCUUUGUUUUUGUAUUUGUUUUAUAUUUAUAGCUUUUAUUUUCUUAGUGUUUGUUUUUUGAAAAAUAUCUCGGUUGUUUUCACCGUGACUGUUGUUACCCGUUUUAUUUUGAAGUUUAUUCUCUUGUGUGUGUCUUCUAUUCUCUUCCUGUCACUUCUUCAAAUGUUCAUGUUUCACGCUGUUGUUUCUUUCUUUGAAGUUUAGAGUUUUAGUUUAAUAUCCUGGCACCUGAAGUAUGAGUCUUUUUAUUUUAAAUGCAUUCUCCUCAUUUUUAAUUAGAACCUUGAUUCUGUUUUUCGAUGUGUUGCUCUGUCAGUAGCGAAUUGAAUGUUAAGUUUCAUCAGAUGAUGAUGACGCUCAAGUUGCUUUGGAAACCAGACAUGUCUGCGUCCACCGCAGUAAAAGUAGUAAAAGGUUUAUGUUUUUUUCCAGAUUGUCAGGAUGUGGCUUCCUCUGUGGUUGCUAUGUGUGUGUCUUUGGUUGCUAAUCAUUACGGAAGUUUGGGCAGCGACUUUCAAACUGGCUCUGAUUGGUCCAUGGUCAUGUGACCCCAUGUUCUCUCGGGCAAUGCCAACGGCAGCAGCUAACCUGGCGCUGUCACGGUUACGGAGCGACAGUAGCCUGAGCAGAGGGUAUUGGUACGAUGUGAAGCUGCUGGAUGAAGACUGCUCCACCUCCAAAGCUCUGACAGAACUUGGAGAGAUGGAGGGUUAUGGCCACGCCUACAUUGGACCAUUUAACCCCGCCCUCUGUCACGCGGCAUCCUUAUUGGCUCAGCACUGGGAGGUGGGGCUUGCAUCUCCAGGCUGUCUAGAUGCUAAUUGGAUGAAUCUGCCGCCCAUCACUCCUCCCAGCAGGGUUCUGUUCACCGUGCUCAAGUUCUUCCAAUGGGCGCAUGUCGGGAUUAUCUCAGCUCCAUCCAACCUAUGGGAGAGCACUGGGCAGGAAGUGGCCUCCGCGCUCCGGGCUAUGGGGCUCCCGAUUGGCCCAGUGGUUACCAUGGAAACGAGGAACAAAGUCGGAGCUCGGAAGGCACUGAAAGUGAUCAGAGAGACCGACAAGGUCAAAGUUGUGAUCAUGUGCAUGAGCUCUCUUCUGAUUGGUGGAGAGGAUCAGAGAGAGCUCCUAUUGGCUGCUCUGGACAUGGGGAUGGUUUCUGAUGGUUAUGUGUUUAUACCAUACGACACUCUGCUGUACGCCAUGCCGUACCAGGACACAGUGUUCCCUCAGCUGACCAACAGCACGCAGCUUCGUCACGCCUACAGCUCCGUGCUGACAGUUACUAUGGCGUCCGACCAGAGUUUCUACGAAGCUUUUCGUCAGGCUCAAAUCAGCCGAGAGAUCCGGUCAGCUGUCGCUGCAACAGAGGUAUCUCCAGUGUUUGGAACUAUCUUCAACAUGGUGUAUUUCGUUGCUAAGGCGGUGGAGGAGCGUCGUCAGGCAGGAGGUGGGCACUGGGUGAUGGGUGACCACCUCAUCCAAUCAGAUGGAGGCUUUGAUUUCCAAGGCUUUAAUCAGGUUUUAUACGGAGGUAAAAAGGGGCGUGGCCUGCAGGCCAGGUACGUGGUGUUGGACAGCGAUGGCGAUCGACUUGUGCCGACACAUUCGCUCGCUCCGACACACACAGACGGGAUGGUCGGUCUGAGACCCCUGAGCCGCUCGUUCAUCUUCCCCGGAGGAAAACCCCCCAAAGCCAGUUUUUGUUGGUUCAGUCCAGAGGAGACGUGCAGCGGCGGUCUCGACAUGGUGACGAUGAUCUUCAUCUUCCUGUUGCUCUGUGCUCUGAUUGGAGCAUUUUUCUACUGGAUCAGGAAGUACAGGAGAUCAACGAACGUCACCAAACUGAUCCUGACUCUGGACGACAUCGUCUUCAUCGACACUCAAGUCAGCAGGAAGAAACUGAACGACGAGUCGAUCAUGAGGAGUCUUCUGGAAAUUAAAACUCCGUUUCGCUCGAUCGCUCGAAGUUACAUCCUGACGUCAGCUGAGAGUUCCAACAUCGGAAUACUGGAGGGCGACUGGGUUUGGAUGAAAAAGAUUCCUGCUGGAAAGACGAUGACAGCUGUCAAUCAAAACACCCAGAGUCUGUUUAACCAUUUACGGGAGAUGAGACAUGAGAACCUGAACUUAUAUCUUGGACUCUUUCUGGACUCUGGGAUCUUCGCUCUCGUGGUUGAACAUUGUCCUCGAGGAAGUUUGGCUGAUCUGCUCGCAGACGCCACCAUGAGGCUGGACUGGAUGUUCAAGUCCUCGCUGCUUAUGGACCUGAUCAAGGGUAUGAAGUAUCUUCAUCUUCGAGGUUUGAGUCACGGUCGACUGAAGUCGACAAACUGUUUAGUUGAUGGACGUUUUGUUCUGAAAAUCACUGAUUACGGACUUCCCAUGAUCCUUCACUCUCAGAGCCUCAGUCUCUCUGAGGAUCCACAAGAGCUGCUGUGGUCCGCCCCGGAGCUUCUGAGGAACUCGGUCCGUGGAGGUUCAUUUGCCGGAGAUGUUUUCAGUUUCUCUAUCAUCAUACAGGAAGUGAUCUCACGCACGCUGCCGUAUGCCAUGAUGGACAUGCCCGCCCACGAGAUCAUGGAGCGUCUAAAGACGCCCCCUCCGCUCUUCAGACCGGUGGUUUCGGUGGAUGAAGCUCCAAGCGAAUGUCUGAGUCUGAUGAACGAAUGUUGGAAUGAAGAUCCGAGUAAGAGACCGAGCUUUGACGACAUUGUCAAACAGUUUCGGGGCAUAAAUCGAGGGAAGCGUGCGAACAUCAUCGACUCCAUGUUGCGGAUGUUGGAGCAGUACAGUUCAAACCUGGAGGAUCUGAUCAGAGAACGAACAGACGAACUGGAGGUCGAGAGGAACAAGACGGAGAAACUGAUUGGACAACUUCUGCCCAAAUCAGUGGCUCAAGCUCUGAAAAAAGGGAAACCCGUUCGACCUGAACAUUAUUCAGAUUCGACUCUUUACUUCAGUGACAUCGUUGGAUUUACAACCAUCUCAGCUCUCAGCGAGCCAAUCGAGGUGGUUGACCUCCUGAAUGACCUCUACACCAUGUUUGAUGCCAUCAUUGCGAGUCAUGACGUCUACAAGGUGGAAACGAUCGGAGACGCCUACAUGGUGGCGUCAGGCGUCCCAAACAGGAAUGGAACCCGACAUGCAGCUGAAGUGGCCAACAUGUCUCUGGACAUCCUGCACUCGAUCGGAGCCUUUAAGAUCAAACACAUGCCUGAGAUCAAAGUGAAGAUACGCAUUGGCCUGCACUCGGGUCCGCUCGUAGCUGGUGUGGUUGGACUCAUGAUGCCCAGGUAUUGUCUGUUUGGAGACACGGUGACCACAGCAUCACACAUGGAAGCCACUGGACUGCCCUAUAGGAUCCACAUCAGUCUGAGCACGAUGAAGGUUCUGACCAGCCUCAAACUGGGAUAUCACUUCGACACCAGGAAAGCUCAGGUGAAGGGCUCGGAGGACACCUAUUGGCUAAUUGGGCAAGAUGGUUUCAGUAAACCUCUUCCUGUUCCUCCAGAUCUGACCGGAGGGGCCAGUAACCAUGGUAUCUGUCUUGAUGAGAUUCCAGUUGAGAGACGUCAAAAAUUUCUGGACCGACAGAAGAUAAAGAAAUAAUUUACAUACACACCAACCCCCCCCACCAUCACACACACCGACUCUACCUCAAACGCUGUGCUUUAAGGACAUUUUCUUAGCCAAUGAAACAUUUUCAUCCAAAUGCAAUAAAACUGGUGGAACCGCAAGAUUUGUAAUUGUUGGGAAAGCAAAAGAAAGUUUUGAACAUAUAAGGGAAAUACAAAUAAUAUAAAUAAGAGUAACAUCUGGAUAGUGAUUGUCUGAUGUCACUUCAUCAGGUUUAUAUUGAACCAGUAAUUUCUGUGCCUCAUGUGGGUCUGAUACUUUAACAUUUUGUCUUUGACUAGCAUGUAGACUGUUGUAUAAACACAAGUUCAAACCGUGGCUCGCCCUCACAUCGUAGAUGCUGAGUGUCACAGUGAUAUUUCUCAAAACUUCAACUUAAAUUCAAACAUUUCUCUGAGUUUCUUCUUCUGAUUGUCGUUCAGCUGUCGACAGGCAUUCAGAAGGAGCGACGGAGGUUGCAGUCACAAUUAAUUUGAAUGUGUUUCAAGCUGAGCAGAGUCAAUGAGGCACUUCAGUUCAUGAUCAGUUGAUUGAACGAUACUAAACUUUACUACAGGAUCAGUAACAUUUUAAUUAAUAUAAUGAUUUAUUCCAUCAGUCAUGUGAUCAGUGUCUUAACUUAAUUUAUUCAGAGAUAAAAUUGUCAGUAUCUUAUUUUUAUAACGAAAGACAAGAACAAAGUGAGAAAAUCUAAAAAACUUGAUAUGAUAUAACAAACUUUGUCCUUUAACCAAGUGUUUGUUGACAUUUAUUCUAAUUAAAAUGUCGACACAGGUGUAGUUCAACAGUCCUGAUUGGUCCAAUAAUGUGUAAAUUCAAGGUAUUGCAAAAAGGUGAUAUCCAGCGAAAUGUGAUUAGUAACUUAAUCUGCAAAUGUUCAUUUAUUCUAGUAUCUCAAUGUCACUGUUGUGUUUGUCAUGUUACCAAGAAAUCAAUAAAAUGUUCAGCCUCUA
Messenger RNA from Hippoglossus stenolepis (Pacific halibut), 6550 nucleotides. Its product is annotated as retinal guanylyl cyclase 2. The record is from RefSeq and is a predicted model, not a curated record. The coding region runs from base 2403 to 5570 and encodes 1055 amino acids. Gene Ontology annotation, molecular function: peptide receptor activity; guanylate cyclase activity; protein kinase activity. Gene Ontology annotation, biological process: cGMP biosynthetic process; receptor guanylyl cyclase signaling pathway; intracellular signal transduction. The transcript is spliced from 25 exons. NCBI's taxonomy places the organism in Eukaryota, Metazoa, Chordata, Actinopteri, Pleuronectiformes, Pleuronectidae.